Molecule: messenger RNA, 2368 nt
Organism: Aspergillus ruber CBS 135680
Lineage: Eukaryota; Fungi; Ascomycota; Eurotiomycetes; Eurotiales; Aspergillaceae
Exons: 7
Coding region: 302-2368 (688 amino acids)
Biological process (GO): DNA-templated transcription; regulation of transcription by RNA polymerase II
Cellular component (GO): chromatin
Molecular function (GO): zinc ion binding; DNA-binding transcription factor activity, RNA polymerase II-specific; RNA polymerase II cis-regulatory region sequence-specific DNA binding
Source: RefSeq, a predicted model, not a curated record
UAUCCAUAGACACCAUAGAUGGUAGAAUGAGUGCUUGGCUACCUAAACGAGUGUGUACGUCCGUAUAUGAGAGAUCUGUCGGCCUCGGUAAUCGGACCAACUAUUAAUCCACCUCGACUUUCAUCAGUACGGAAAUCUAUCAGGUCCGGGGCAUUUACACUGAUAUUGGAGAUCGUUAUCGAAUGAUGCAGACCGUUUACCUGCUACGAACCCGCCGCUCAGCUCGACUGCGUUUCUCUUCGCUCCUUCCUCUUGUAUAUCAAAGUUCAAAUCAAUGCCCCUGAAAUGACUACUCAUCAACAUGAGCUCCUCAAGUCGUCAAAGGUCUAGAUCUAGCAAGCGUUUUCAAUGCCCACUGUGUAGCAAAUUCUACACCACGCUGGAACAUCUUGCCAGACACGAGAGAACCCACGCCAAUUUCAAACCUUUUCAAUGCAAAGUGUGCGGUAAAUGCUUUGGCCGUCAAGAUGUCCUGGGAAGGCAUACGAGACUGCAUACGGCUGCUGUUCCUUCUCGGACAGAGUCAUCUAUGGCGGAUAUUACACGGUCCUCGAUAGACAAAACUCGGCUACCUACGCCAUUGAAUCAGUCGAUAGCCAGUGCUGAGUUGUUUGAUCAGCCAGAAGUAGAAAAUAUGAAUGCACUCCUAGACUCACCCGAUGACCUUCUUGAAUGGCUUAUGCCUGAUUUCGGCUCAUCGUCAGCUCUUCCGCUGCCAUUCAUGGAGGAUCAUACUUAUCAACCGUUUGCACAGACGUCCGAUCUGUCUGAUGAGACUGACGCCACCAAGCAAGCACAACGCACACCGGGAAAGAUGGCUGUACACCAGAUUUAUACAUUGAUCGAUGACCUGUCUAAAAGACUGAAUUCUGAUCUGCAAAACGCUGGUUUCACAUCUGCCUUUCUUGAUACUUGCUUACAGGAGUUCCUUAGUCGAACUUUGCCGUCUUUUCCAGUCAUUCAUGAGCCCACUUUCAACCCUCGCGAGAUUAUACCUCCCUUACUGCUGACCAUGGCUGCACUUGGAUCUCUGUUUGUCUGUCUACCGGGCUCCGUUGAAAAGGGAGAGAUUCUUUGGAGAUUGGGUCACACUGCAGUUGCGACAUCUUGGAAUACCCUGCUCGGCCUAAGAGGGCCUCGUGACAGUUGUGAUGGGAUCCAAGUCGUCCUCACAGCUCUUCUUGGUCAGAGUUACGCACUUUUGUCCGGGAAUCCAAAUAUACGUACUACCGCCCUAGUUGUCCACGGCCUUGGCUUCUACUGGGCGAGGACCUGUGGUAUGUAUGUAGUAAAAGAUACUCAAGUGGACGAUGUCCCCGGACUGAAUGCACCCCAGUCGGAAAAAGAAUCUGCGUGGAAGAUGUGGGUAGCUGCAGAGGUCCAACGGCGAGCCCUACUCGGCCAUUACAUUCUGGAUGGGCUGAUAUCCCAGGCAUCUGCAUCACCCGCUAGUGCGCGCCAUUUGAUCAACCCCCUUGACACGACGUUUUCUGACACCGCAUUUGCUGCCAGAACAGCUGACGAAUGGAUUCUGGAGAUGGCACACUCAACCGCCGUUCAGAUACCAUUUUCAUCAGUCUUUGCUUCUGUAUUUUCAAAUGACUACCCUUCCAAGCCCAUAUGUCUGUCAAAAUUCUCAACAAUCGUCGUCAUAGAGGGCCUACAAUCUCUCGUCUCUGAUCUUUACGAAAUCACAGGUCCUACAUUCGGGACUAUACCUGCCACGCAGAUCAUCCAUGCCCUUCUCAGCCUCUAUGAAAGCAACCCCACGAAGCUUCUAAUACAAAAUUAUAACGACGACCACCUACAGCUCUCGAUUCGCUGGCACACAGUCUGUCUCGAACUUGCAGUCUCAUCUACCACCCUCUACCAUCAACUGUGCGAAACCUACAAACUUCCUCGCGUAUUCGGUGAGCGCACUAGUACCAACAGACCAGCCAACCAUCGUAAUUUUGAUUUGACUCAUUGGGCAAUGAGCGCAGAUGCGCUCCGCGCCGUCUUGCACGCAACAGCUAUUAUACGCCUCUUAAACGACAUCCCUUUCUCACGAUCCCAUGCAAUUCAUAUCCCCGCUGCUAUAUUUGCAUCUACAAUGGUUCUCGGAAGCGUGUAUCUUGUGCACGGUGAAAUCAUCCAUCUUCCCGAGAGCUUUCAGUGGCGGGAUUGGGGACAUGCAAUACCAGACACUUUGCAGUACCUGCAUGGAAAGGGAAAUGGAAAGGUUUCGACACUUCGGGUACUCAAUGAGAUCAACUUCCUUCAUACGGGCUUGGAAACUAUUGUCUCUCCGUGGGGUGUGUCGAAGCAAAUGAGGGAGGUUAUUCAAUCCCAGACCACUCUCAACCAUCAGCCUUUCAGUCAUCAUUGA